GCGACACUAGUAAUGCUCAAACUUGCGUACAAAACCUUGAUUACGAUGAGCGAUGAAGCCUUGAGUUUAUCGAACAGUGAUGAAGAAAUUUAUCUGAGAAAUCAUCCCCUCAACGACCGAAUGAUCGAAUUAGCAAAAUACAUAAUCGGUAAUUAUGACUUUAUGAAACGUUGCACUUUCCCAAUCUAUCAGUAUGCCUUACUAUUGAAUUUUUAUCAAAAGAUUGAUGGAGAGAAACUUUAUACACAAGGAGAAACCCACUUAUCGAGCAGUAUUUUGGUUCAAAUGGCAGCCUCUUUAGGUAUGAACAGAGAUCCCAGCAAAUUUGCCAAUUUUUCGUGUAAUGCAAUUUGUGGCUCUCUAGGAAGAAAAAUCUGGCAUACAUUGGUUUCUAUUGAUAAUUUCCAGUAUUUUCAGGAAGGUGUGCCUAAAUCCAUCGCAGAGUCUUCGUGUGACACAGAACUACCUCAAUUUGACCCUUCUUUUUCUAACAACAAUGACCCUAACAUUGAAAAGUUGACUAUUCAAUUGAUACACACGAGGCACGAAAUUGAGGCUGAAAUUAAACCUAUUGCAGAUAAAAUUUGUGAUAUACACAACCCACCAACUGUCCUUAGUGUACUUGAGUCACUUGAGAAUUUUGAGGAAACGCUUGUGAGCAGAUUUGAUUACCUUAAUACUUUAUUCAAAAAAUCAAAUAACAACACAUACUAUAACAGGCUCGAAAAAGUCGGUAAUACCUUGAUUGUUUUUGAAGCUAUCUCUUUUAUAUUCACAAUUCUUUUGCACCUCGGAUUGAAAUUCGAGUCAAUGAAGCAUUUUCCUGCAGCAAAGUUCUUUUCAAGCAAGAUAUUGGCCUCCUCAAUGAGCUUCUUGAGUGUUAUACCAGAGAUCGCAUCGUCAAGCCAUGAGUUUUUUGGAGUUGGAUUUGAUUUUGUUGUUAUUCCUUCAACGGAAAUAAUAAUGUGUAAAAACAUGGUAUUCAUCACCUCCAACUACGUAAAAUACUCCAUUUUCAAACAAAAGUUGUUGAAGUAUGAUCCCCUGGAUGCGGUGAAACUGAAAUUAAUCAAUCAAAUACUUCACACAGUUCUUUACGACGUCUUCUACAACAGGCAUUUAAAAGUUUUGAAGUUGUUGGCCUCAAAUUUCUUUUUCGCAUGGAGAAUUUUGAAGGCACAAUCGUACAUUUUCACUUUGCUCAAAGACGGGUUACUCUCUUACGAAAAUCAACGAGGUGCGUUCAAUUUUGUUGAAACUUACACCGCCGACGAUUUGAUGGAAACGUUGCAGCUUCUCGAUUUGAGUAAUUAUAGUAAUCCGAACAAGCCCGAUUGCUAUUUUACAUCUAUCUUGCGGAAAUACAAAGCGGACAUCUGUGAUGAAGAUCCUCGUAAUGAAGAACUGUUUUCAAACUUAAAUUUGGAGCUGAGGAGAAAGAAAGAUGAGUUGAGCAAUGACUCAACCAUGGGAAGACCUAAUAUAUGUCGCAGUCUUUUCAACAAUGAUGGAAAGUCGUCAGACAAUCUUUUUGGUUCCAUCUUUUCGGUAGAAGAUGACCAAUUCUGGAUGGACAUAUUACAGAGCAAUAAGCUAAACGAUCCUCAAAAUGGUAUUUUCCGAAUACUCGACAAUCUAUAUCCCUCUCAAAAGGGUAACUACCAACCGGAAUUAAUUUUCAGUGAUGUGGAGGAGACGCCACCCCUUCCAGAAGUGAUUGCGGAUCCUACCGUCGUUGGUAUCAAUGAUGAGAAAGACGAGUUGAAGAAUCAGUUUGUUGAUGAAGCCAUUUUUGAUUUCCUUUUUUAACAAUAUACAUAAUUCUUGUAUAUUUUCCUAUUUGGAUGAUGCAUAUUUGCUCUUUACCUCAAGCUCUUUUGACCAUUCGUUCAUUUCCAACACUAUUGAGUGCAACGAGUCGAUUUUCCGCUCGAUUUUAUCUAACAUCGGUACUGUCUUCUUUAGCUCCUCAUCAGCCUUCUUUAUAAUCUCACUAUUAGCCUUCAUUUCUGAGCAAUAUAGUUCUAAAUCUCUGAAUCUUAGUAUUGACACAUUGUUUACACUUUCCAUAACAUUCAAGUCACUCACCACGUUCUCUGUAUCGAGUUCUAAUAUUUUCUUCACACACUCAUAUGCCACUUUGAUUGAUGUCUGCGGAUCAUCUCUCAAACUAGGCCGUUCCUUCCUCCACUCAGAAUGCGGAGUAUUCGUCUCUACCAUAGUGGUAUAUAUAAAAUUCACUUUUUUCAAAAUCCUGAUUGACUCUACCUG
Messenger RNA from Pichia membranifaciens NRRL Y-2026, 2271 nucleotides. RefSeq lists its product as hypothetical. NCBI's taxonomy places the organism in Eukaryota, Fungi, Ascomycota, Pichiomycetes, Pichiales, Pichiaceae. Gene Ontology annotation, biological process: DNA-templated transcription; regulation of transcription by RNA polymerase II. The record is from RefSeq and is a predicted model, not a curated record. Gene Ontology annotation, molecular function: zinc ion binding; DNA-binding transcription activator activity, RNA polymerase II-specific; RNA polymerase II cis-regulatory region sequence-specific DNA binding. The coding region runs from base 46 to 1809 and encodes 587 amino acids. The transcript has a single exon. Gene Ontology annotation, cellular component: nucleus.